UAGUGGAAGGGGAAUUCGACACCCUGAACUAUUGUAAAAGCUAGCUGGCGUAUAGACCCAAGUAUUUGGCCCUUUCCCUUACUUGCCCUUAUCCCUUGGCCUUUGCUUAUGCAAUUCAAGGCGCGGUGCGCGGGCAGGCUCUGCCGACACUUCCACGGCAGCAUGCGGCGUGGCCUCAACGCGCGACGACCACCAGCCAGCACAUGGAACAACAGGCAGCACACGCUCGACCCGGCGCCGCCAAAAGAGUGCACUGGCUUUGAUCUGCGUGACUACCGCAAAGAGGACGAUCUGGCGCUGACCGGUCAGUGCUGGGGACCGGGAAUCACCGGUCCGUCAGAGAACACACAGCGGUACUACAUGUACAAGGCACUGCGGCGCACUGACGCCAACGAGGUGUGGAAGGGAUUCAACGGGAUUCUUUCGCAGGCAGAAUGGCACAAGGUUACCGAGUACGAUGUGAUCCGGAUAAUGCAGAUAAUGAACCAGCAGUACCACUUUGAGCGCGACCCGGUGAUACUCCGGCGGCUGAAGACGGUCGUGCGUGUGUGCGAGGAGAAGGGUAUGAGAUUUACGACCACGUGGGCGUUCAACGAGCUAAUCCGGAUCCACCUGGCGGAGGGCAGACGCGACCUGGCAGACAAGAUCAAACGGAACAUGGACUCGAACAUGUAUGGCCCAAAGGUAGCAGCAAAUGUGCACACGUAUGCAGCGCUGUUUAGCGACCCGUUUGCCAGCUCGUUGUCAGAUCUGAGCAGGCUGACCAAGUACUACGACGAGAUGCUGGGACGCAACAUCGAGCCCAGUAUGCAGAUCCAAAAGUGUCUGAUCAGAGCCGCCCGGCGUGCCGGAGAAUUCAACCUCCUCAGCGCCCUGCUCUCAUCGACGUCGAUGGACUCAAUACCAUAUACGGAGGGCAUCAAAGCAGCGCGGUUCGCGGCAGCACGCGCCCACGGGCAUAUUGCGCUCCGCAAACUCAGCAAUGUCCUGGCUGAUCUGCGCAAACUCCUAGUCUACCAGAUUCCCAAAGACACACGCACCUUCUCCGAGGCCAGCGAAUAUGAGGACAACGUGAAAAUCCCCCUGGCGCUGAGCGAUACGCGGCAGGCGUUCUUCCUAUACCUGCGGUCGCUCUACGAGUCGCUGAUCCGCAUGCAUCUGAUCCGCGGCAAGGGGCAGUUCGCCAAGGAGCUGCUGGACGAGCUGCGCAGCAACUGCUACCUGCCGCCCACGCAGCAGGCGUACACGUGGUUCGUCAGGUUCUACGCCAAGCGCAAAAACAUCGACCAGCUCUGGGAGAUCCACCGCAUGAUGCUCCAGGAUGGUGUGCCGUUCAGCGAACACAUCUACACAAAACUCAUCACCGCCUGCAUGUUCACGCCCAAGAAGCGCCUCCUCAACACUCUGGCGCAGCGCGUCAUCGCUAAAAACAAGCAGGCAGUGCCGAAACCCAUGGACUCCACGCCAUUUACAGAGGCAGAUCUGCACGACCAGGACAUGGCUGAGCGGGUGCAGCUUAGCGAAGCAAACACGGGCCUGCCAGGGAUUCCCGAUGACGUCAAAACCGUCAAGGAUCUCAACGUGGUGGUGUUCCGGCCACGUGACUGCAUCCGGUUCUACGCCGAGCAGCUGCGCGAGCACAACGUGCGUACCGACGAUAUCCGCAACAAGGCAUUUUGCCCGAACAUCCAGACCACCAACGCCGUGAUGCGUGCGUACCGCAUGCUGGACAAGCCCAAGCUGGCACUGCGCGAGUUCAACCGCUACUGCUACCACCAGAAGCGCAUGUACCCGGCUGGGUGCCCGCCCGAAGUCGACAUGCACCGCCGCACAACAAACUUCCUGUUCCGCAUGGCCAUUGAUCUGACCAACGAGCUGGAUCGCGCCCGCGACCACCAGGCCGUGGUUACCACCAUGCUCGAAUGGGGGCUGAACACUAAGGCGAUCGAGAACACCAAAUAGACGUCUUUCUGGUUGAAAUUGUACAUUUUGUUUGACACUAGA
This is a messenger RNA of Linderina pennispora, 2004 nucleotides long. RefSeq lists its product as uncharacterized. Lineage: Eukaryota; Fungi; Kickxellomycota; Kickxellomycetes; Kickxellales; Kickxellaceae. Gene Ontology annotation, molecular function: protein binding. The coding region runs from base 109 to 1962 and encodes 617 amino acids. The record is from RefSeq and is a predicted model, not a curated record. The transcript has a single exon.